CACAAAGCACCUGGGCACUCAAAUGAUAGAAAGCGCAAACCGUGUGGAGUAUUCUAUUCACCAUUGCACACAAGCUCUUUACUCCUGCUGUCUAAAGCACGGUUGCUCGCAAUAUGUCUGCUCGUAACCUCACCGCCCUGGGUUUCUCUGUGGGUGUUGGCGUCAUUACAGGAGUCUACAUAUUUAAGCCAACUCUCCAGGAACAACAUCUGGCCUGGCGUGAUCCUGGUAAAGGGCAAACAGCAAAAGAUGGGCAUGGCGUUACUCUGGACCAUCAGCACCUGGGAAAGCAGCCACUAGACCGUCCAUAUCAAGGCCAUAGUCAAAAUAAUUAAGACACAGGCAUAAGUCAACGUCUGUAUCUUCAUGUCUACCGUUUGAACUCGAAGUUCGAGGUGAAGUUGCUCUCGCUGCCUUCCGUGCACAGGGGCUUCUCCAUCAAGUCAAGGAAGUCUGGCGCGGCAAAGUGAAGCGAUGACUUCUCGCAAUUCGAAAUCAGCAUGGAACGGACACCUCGGCCCUACUCAUCAAGGAGGCAGUGAAGAGAGGCAAAGGCGUCCACUGGGUCCAGGCAUUGGAGGUCUUGGUAACCCCCCCCCCCCCCAAAAAAAAAAAAAGAAAGAAGAAGAAGAGGAUGUGUGUGGUAAUGUCCAGAUGUUGCCGACAACAGAGAUGGAUGACGUCCAAGAGUUUCUUCACUUCCGCCCUAGAGUACGUCGUUCUGUGGAAGAACCUCCUGCAGAAGUUACUCACACAGACAAUGAGUGGUCGAGCCACAGGGACUCUGUCAUGAUGUAUUGUGAUUUUUGACGAUGUGGCGGUGAUAUGGUGUUACAUGUGAAAGACAAGCCCACAGGAUUCAUUGCGGGGCUCGUAAAUGCCUACAUACAAUUCCACAUGACAUACCGACCUCUGCCCCUGUGGGAAUGCAACCUGCUGGAAGGCACCCAAUGAAUCGCUUGGUGGUACCCGAGCUCUGUUGAAGGAUUAAAUGUCCUGUUUUCAAGUCUCCGAGAAAAGGUUGACAAUGUAUUGGGAAGGCAGAGCACCUAGCAGUGUUCUGGAAUAUGGUAACAUCAAGACGGGUUGACCUUCUCACAAGGACUGAUUGGUUGUUGGCACUUAGCCAGAUACUUAUGUAAGCAUGACAGCUCUGGGCGGUGGCCUGAUUUUGCAGCUUCGGAAGUUUUGACCGUCCCUCGAGGCUAACAGCAGAGCAACGUUUUAACGGUCACGGCCUUGGGCAAUCCCAUCUCCACUCUUCUCCUGCUACCCUUCCACCAGCUUCUCUGAUCUACCCAUCCACGACCCUCUGUCGACCGGCCUCGCCUCGCCUCGCCUCGCUCCAUCUCCAGCACAGCAAGUCCUCCGCAAGCAAUCACAAUGAUGCGCCUUCCGACAUCGUCCGCCCUGCGCGCCACCGUCACCAGGGCUGGCCGCCAGGCCACCACCUCCUCCGCCAUGGUCACCCGAGCCGCCGCCUCCACCCACGCAAUCUCCAACCCUACCCUGGCCAACAUCGAGAAGAGAUGGGAGGGCAUGCCUCUGCAGGAGCAGGCUGAGCUGUGGAUGGCCCUGCGCGACCGCAUGAAGGAGAACUGGGGCGACCUGACCCUCCAGGAAAAGAAGGCUGCCUACUGGAUCGCUUUCGGCCCUCACGGGCCCCGCGCUCAGCCUCCUGCCGAUGAGAACAAGAAGGUUAUACUCUACGUCCUCGCAGGUCUCGGUGCAUCCCUGACCAUCUUCGCUACUAUGCGUAUGUUCGCCAAGCCCGCACCACACACCAUGACGCGCGAGUGGCAGGAGGCUUCCAACGAGUACCUCAAGGAGCAAAAAGCCGAUCCCUUCACAGGUAUCGCCUCGCCCGACUACAAGGGUCAGGGUCAGGUCCAGUCGCCGCCCGCAAAGGCUUAAGACGCCUAGGCAAGGGAUGGAGAAGGUCUUCUCCUUUGUCAGUAGACGAGGCAGAAAUGAAAUCAGCAGAAAGAGGAAUGAUGCCAUCAUUGCCACAUGGCCUCACCCCUACGUGCAGAAUGAUGGUGACAGGAAUGAGCCUUGGACUGGCGGCCUGGUUGGAUGUGGUGAUUUUAUACGUGAAUGUAAAUAUGUGUACGAGAAUCCCAAAGAUCCUU
Diaporthe batatas is the source of this 2132-nucleotide messenger RNA. RefSeq lists its product as uncharacterized. Gene Ontology annotation, biological process: mitochondrial electron transport, cytochrome c to oxygen. Lineage: Eukaryota; Fungi; Ascomycota; Sordariomycetes; Diaporthales; Diaporthaceae. The transcript has 5 exons. Bases 1384 to 1914 code for a protein of 176 amino acids. The record is from RefSeq and is a predicted model, not a curated record.